Messenger RNA from Clarias gariepinus (North African catfish), 1399 nucleotides. RefSeq names its product metaxin 2 (gene mtx2). The transcript has 10 exons. NCBI's taxonomy places the organism in Eukaryota, Metazoa, Chordata, Actinopteri, Siluriformes, Clariidae. Gene Ontology annotation, cellular component: SAM complex. Bases 138 to 965 code for a protein of 275 amino acids. The record is from RefSeq and is a predicted model, not a curated record. Gene Ontology annotation, biological process: mitochondrion organization.
CUGCGUCACAGCGUCACACUGCGUCCCUCCGUCGCUUCCUUGCUUUGCCCUUGUGUAGAAAAGCAGCGUGUUUUCUGAUUAAACACUCUUACAGCGUUCGCGUUGCGGUCUGAGCAGAGCCGGUACUGCACCUCGACAUGUCUCUUGCUGCAGAGGCUUUCGUCUCUCAGAUAGCAGCUGCAGAGCCAUGGCCAGAAAACGCCACGCUCUAUCAGCCCUUAAGGGAGGAUCAAAUUCUCCUGUCUGAUUGUGCAUCGUCUUUGGCAGUUCAGGCGUACCUCAGGAUGUUGGCGCUGCCGGUGCAAGUACGCUGCCGUGCUAACGCUGAAUACAUGUCACCCUCAGGUAAAGUUCCUUUCAUCCAUGUUGGUAAUCAGGUUGUGUCCGAGCUGGGCCCGAUCGUUCAGUUUACAAGAGCAAAGGGCCACUCUCUGAGUGACGGACUGGACGACGUGCAGAGAGCAGAGAUGAAGGCGUACAUGGAGCUGGUCAACAACAUGCUGUUCACAGCAGAGUUGUACAUUCAGUGGUGUGAUGAAAAUACAGCUGCAGAGAUCACAAGGCCGCGUUACAGCAGUCCAUACUCUUGGCCUCUGAACCACAUCCUGGCCUAUCAGAAGCAGUGGGAGGUCCGGAGGAAGAUGAACGCUAUCGGCUGGGCAGGAAAGACUCUGGAGCAGGUGUAUGAGGAUGUUAGUCAGUGUUGUCAGGCUCUCUCACAGCGACUCGGCACCCAGCCUUUCUUUUUCAAUAAACAGCCGACUGAACUGGACGCCCUGGUGUUCGGUCACCUCUUCACAAUCCUGACCACGCGCCUCACCACCGACGAGCUCAGCGAGAAGAUCAAGUCCUACAGCAACCUGCUGUCCUUCUGCAGAAGAAUCGAACAGACUUAUUUUGAGUCGCAGAACAGAGACAGCCAAUCCGCGGCAUCGGAUUACUCAAAAGGCCCCUCCCUUAUGUGAAUCCCUGCCGCCUUGACUUCCCUUUAUUCAUUGAUGUGAUAAGUGAUGUAUACCUGAUCCUGAGGCAUCCAAUCCAGCGAUUCUGUUUGUUGCACGCACACAAACUAGUGGGUAAAAGAUAAAGGAUCAAUCAAAUAGACCUGAUGUUCCUCAGUUUUUAAACAUACUUAGACAUUCUUUCCAGCACUCCCUUUGUCUGAUCACUAAAUUAAGCUGGUCAGAAUACGGUAUAAUAUACAGUAGAUUAAGAUUCAAAUAUGUGUUGGGUGCAAGGUUCGCUUUUACACACAAAUACUGAACUCUUUAAGUUGUAUCUCGGAAUUUCUGUGUAUCUAAACAGUAUGUAUUAAAGAGCACCAUAAUUCCUAAAUGAUUCGCUCUUUGAAAAGAUGUACAUAUGUGGAAUUAAAGCUGACAUCCUGCUUUAUCAUGAA